Esox lucius (northern pike) is the source of this 2264-nucleotide messenger RNA. RefSeq names its product major facilitator superfamily domain containing 13a-like (gene mfsd13al). Lineage: Eukaryota; Metazoa; Chordata; Actinopteri; Esociformes; Esocidae. The transcript has 8 exons. The coding region runs from base 268 to 1749 and encodes 493 amino acids. The record is from RefSeq and is a predicted model, not a curated record.
GCAAUGUCAGAAGCAACAGUUAGUGCAAUUGAAAGCAAGAUUAUCUCAUUUUUAUCUCAAGUGUUUUUGUUUUUAAUUGAAUGUUUUGCACGAAAAGUGAACACAUCUUUGAUUAAUUAUCAGUAAGGCUAUACGUAUUUUUAAAUUCAAAUGGACAGAAGUAAACUUUAAGAUUUUGUUACUACUUUUUCUGUCUAAUAUUUUCAUGAAAGGAAAGCUAUUGUUUGAGAAAGGGAGUAAACGUAAUAUUUUAAACCACCAUCCGGCAUGGCUGUGGAGAAACCGGCCGCAGGUGUUCGCUCCCUUGGUGGCCUGAACAUCAUGAAGCUGUUUGCGAGUCUGGGGGCGCACCCCGCCGCCAUGGCUUAUUCCAUGACCACCUUAGGAGCAGGCAUGAUGAACAACAUAUUCAGUUUUUACUAUGUUAAGCUGUUCCUUAACAAGUACAAGAUAUCAGAGGGUGCUUUCAAUCAAUCCCAAGUGGUGUACAUGGUGUGGAACGCGGUGAAUGACCCUCUUUUCGGCUACAUGCAGGAUAACUCCCGUGUGCGCUGCUGCUCCCAACGUCGUCUCUCCAUCUUGUAUGGUGCUCCUUUCUAUGCACUCGCCUUUCUCCUUGCCUGGUUCCCGUGGCGAGAGUACGCCCCCGGCGACUGGAUGAGUGGAGUCCAUCUAGUGGUGGCACUGUGUGCAUUUGAUGGGAUGCUGACGUUUGUGCUGCUGGCGCAGUGCGCCCUCUUUGCAGAGAUCUCUGGCCACCACGAGAGCAGGCUGAGACUCAUCAAGUACAACCAGGUGGCAUCUCUAAUAGGCUCUUCCAGUGUUCUGUUCUGCGGCCUCCUAUCUCAGAACAUGGAUGACUUCCAAGCUUUUCAGGGCUUCGCAGUCCUGGUGGCAGUUCUGGCUUGUGGCUGCAUGAUCUACACAGGCCUACACAGUGAGAGUCGCUUUGAUACCAAAGAGUCCGCACCUGGGUCGCCAGAGAUAAAUGACCAAGAUUCUGGGCAGUCAGCUCUUUCUUUCUCCUCUGUGACUUCUAUGACCUUGCAGAUCCUGACAAAUAAGGACUUCCAACUCUUUGUGGUCAUGAACUUCUUCCAGGUAUUCAUGGUGGCAUUCUGUAAUAACUUCACUAUGAUCUUUGUUGAGCAUCUGAUACCCCCCGAUGUGUUGCCAUCUCUUGCCAAGAGCUUCAUGUACGGAGCUGGCUUCAUUUGUCCUCAGUUGCUGGUGCUGAGCGGUCACAGGCUGCUUCACAGACUAGGAUAUUACAAGAUCAUCCUGCUCACCUUCUAUGUGGAGGCUGGCAUGGCUGCUGCCAUGCUGCUGCUGGGUCCAUAUCAUUACUACAUCCUGGCAUUCUUCCUCACAGCUAACAUGGUCCUUAUACAGGCGGCAUUCAGUCUCUUUAACCUACCUCUGGCCGACAUCAUCGACUCAGACCUGCAGAAACACAAGCGCAGCUCCCCUCUCUCCUCCAUGGUGUUUGGGACCAAUGCAUUGUUCACCAAACCAGCCCAAUCCCUGGCCCCUAUAAUGGUGGUAUCAAUUCUCAACCAGUUUGGUUAUGAGAGCCUGAAGGAGGCUGGGAGGGUGGCAAACCCCAGUGACUUGGAGGCUCUGCACAAAACCAUGUUCUACCUGGUUUGUGUGGUGCCCAUGUGUGUCGCCGCUCUGCAAGUAUUGAUCUGGAAGCCAUUUUCUAUACGCAACCGCCAUACUGUAGACACCAAAUAUGUUGACAGCUGAGUUGCUCUACUUUAUCACUCUUCAAGGGAACAUGGUGGUGUAAUUAAUGGCCAGAGAAUUCUGCAGACGAAACACUCCACCUGUAUGUUUGUGAUGUUUGUCAUUGAAGUUGUCUAGUUGUACUGAAAUUUAAAGAAAAGGGGACCAAUUCUACUGUAGGAGCAUAAUACCUGAGCCAUAUGUGAUUGUUCUCUGAGCACUAUGUGUUUUUUUCAUUUUCUAGGCAAAAUAGACCACUGUGCUUUAUAGUUUUCUAUACUGAAUACUUUCAAAUAAUUUACUGAUUUGCAGACUUUGCACUUGAAGUGUAAAGCACUGAGAUGUACUUUCUUUGACAUGUGUAUGCAUAUCAUACAUACUGGUAUCAUGGGACCUCAGCCUUGGUAACGUUGUGCCUUAUACUAUUUUAUACUAUGCAGUUGCUUUUGGGAUCAAAUUAUUUGUAAUAAUUUGUUAGGGAUUGUUUUACACAUGUUGUAAAUAUUGUGUUAUAAACAAGCCGUCAUACAAAUGCA